UCAUUUCAGUCUUAAUGAAAACUUGUAAAUUUACAUCUCAAGUUUCUUUUCAAAGCAGCCGAGAACUGAAACGAAUGGGGAUUGAACUACUUUGCCUCCUCUUUCUAUUUCCAGGAAGGAACGCUCACGUACAAGGUGGCUGUGCUAUGGGAGGCGCGGAAACCUGUGAAGACUGCUUACUCAUUGGACCUCAGUGUGCCUGGUGUUCUCAGGAGAAUUUUACCCAUCCAUCAGGAAUUGGAGAAAGAUGUGAUACCCCAGCAACUCUUUUAGCUAAAGGAUGUCAACUAACCUUCAUUGAAAAUCCUGUCUCCCAAAUAGAAAUACUUACAAAUAAGCCUCUCAGUGUAGGCAGACAGAAAAAUAGUUCUGACAUUGUUCAGAUUGCACCUCAAAGGUUGACUCUUAAAUUGAGACCAGGCAGUGAACAGACCCUGCAAGUGCAAGUUCGCCAGACAGAGGAUUACCCAGUGGACUUGUAUUACCUCAUGGACCUCUCGGCCUCCAUGGAUGAUGACCUCAACACAAUCAAAGAGCUGGGCUCCCUUCUUUCCAAGGAGAUGUCUAAAUUAACCAGCAACUUUAGACUGGGCUUUGGCUCUUUUGUGGAAAAACCCGUCUCCCCUUUUAUGAAAACAACACCAGAAGAAAUCGCCAACCCUUGCAGUAGUAUUCCAUACUUCUGCUUACCUACAUUUGGAUUCAAGCACAUUCUGCCAUUGACAAAUGAUGCUGAAAGAUUCAAUGAAAUUGUGAAGAAUCAGAAAAUUUCUGCUAAUAUUGACACGCCAGAAGGUGGAUUUGACGCAAUUAUGCAAGCUGCUGUGUGUAAGGAAAAAAUUGGCUGGCGGAAUGACUCCCUCCAUCUCCUGGUCUUUGUGAGUGACGCUGAUUCUCAUUUUGGAAUGGACAGCAAACUGGCAGGCAUCGUCAUUCCUAAUGAUGGGCUCUGUCACUUGGACAACAAGAAUGAAUACUCCAUGUCAACUGUCUUGGAAUACCCAACAAUUGGACAACUCAUUGAUAAACUGGUGCAAAAUAACGUGUUAUUAAUCUUUGCUGUAACCCAAGAACAAGUUCAUUUAUACGAGAAUUAUGCAAAACUCAUUCCUGGAGCUACAGUCGGGCUACUUCAGAAGGACUCUGGAAACAUUCUCCAGCUGAUCAUCUCGGCUUACGAAGAGCUCCGGUCUGAGGUGGAACUGGAUGUGUUAGGAGACACUGAAGGACUCGACCUGUCGUUCACAGCUACCUGUAACAAGGGGGCCCUCUUCCCACAUCAAAAGAAAUGCUCCCACAUGAAGGUGGGAGACACAGCUUCAUUCAACGUGACUGUGAGUAUACCAAACUGUGAAAGAAGAAGCAGGCACAUUAUCAUAAAGCCCGUGGGCCUGGGGGACACCCUAGAAAUCCUUGUCAGUCCGGAAUGCAACUGUGACUGUCAGAAGGAAGUGGAAGUGAACAGCUCCAAAUGCCACAAUGGGAACGGUUCCUUCCAGUGUGGGGUGUGCACCUGCAACCCCGGCCACAUGGGUCCCCGGUGUGAGUGCGGGGAGGACACGCUGAGCACAGACUCCUGUAAGGAGGCCCCGGAUCAUCCCUCCUGCAGUGGAAGAGGCGACUGCUACUGCGGCCAGUGCAUCUGCCAUUUGUCUCCCUAUGGAAACAUUUAUGGGCCUUACUGCCAAUGUGACAACUUCUCCUGUGUGAGACACAAAGGGCUGCUCUGUGGAGAUAACGGUGACUGUGACUGCGGUGAAUGCGUGUGCAGGACCGGCUGGGCAGGCGAGUACUGUAACUGCACCACCAGCACCGACUCCUGCGUCUCAGAGGACGGGGUGCUCUGCAGCGGGCGUGGGGACUGCAUCUGUGGCAAGUGUGUUUGCACGAACCCGGGGGCCUCUGGACCCACCUGUGAACGUUGUCCAACCUGUGGUGAUCCCUGUAACUCCAAACGGAGCUGCGUCGAAUGCCACCUGUCUGCUGAUGGCCAGGCCCGAGAAGAAUGCGUGGACAAAUGCAAACUAGUUGGUGUGACCAUCAAUGAAGCAGAAGAUUUUUCAAAGGAUAGUUCUGUUUCCUGUUCUCUGCAAGGAGAAAAUGAAUGUCUUAUUACAUUCCUAAUAACUACAGAUAAUGAAGGGAAAACCAUCAUUCACAGCAUCAGUGAAAGAGACUGCCCAAAGCCCCCAAACAUUCCCAUGAUCAUGUUGGGGGUUUCACUGGCUAUUCUUCUCAUUGGGGUUGUCCUACUAUGCAUUUGGAAGCUGUUGGUGUCAUUUCAUGAUCGUAAAGAAGUUGCUAAAUUUGAAGCAGAACGGUCGAAGGCCAAGUGGCAAACGGGAACCAAUCCACUGUAUAGAGGCUCCACCAGUACCUUCAAGAAUGUAACCUAUAAACAUAGGGAAAAACAAAAGAUGGACCUUUCCACAGAUGGAUAGAACUACUUCAUGCACACAAAAAUGUCUGCUUCACUGAUAUGAAAUGUUAAUGCACUAUUUAAUUUUUCUUUUUUGUUGCUUUAAAAUGAGGCUGGUUUAAGAUAAUAAUAGGUCAUUUGGAGAUCAGUCAUUGUCUGUAAGAAGGUUAGAGACUGUUGGCAGGUUCAAAAUAAUCAAGAAGAGAAAUAUCCUUAGCAAAGGGGUGACUUUGGGGAUCAUUGAGGAAUACUAACUCUGUUGCAUUAAUGCCUCAAAAAAUCAUCAAAAUGACACAUAGGGGCCUGAUUUGCAUUUGAAAAAUGUUUGAAAUUAGAAUCUCAUUUGUUGCAGGAAUAUAGUUACCUGAAGUCUUUGUCUCUGCAAAGUCACCAAGUCCACAUGCUUACAUUAAAGAAUCACACUUGCGAAUGAAUUCUAAACUUUGAGUAAAUCUGCCCUUUCCUAAAGGAGGAUUCUUUUAAAAAUCUAUGAAAAAUGAGAUGCUGACUUUUACUUCAACUGAGAAGAUGCAAUUCUUCUAAAGAUGUCUCAUAUGUAAUUAGUGAUAAUAAUUUCUGUGGAUUUGCAUGUAUCUAAAAGUCAGGUACACAAACUAUUUUUUUUGUUUUACAGAUCAAGAAGAAAUAAUUUAAAAAUUAGAAAGUUACCAGUGAAAACAAAAAUAGUCUAUUAUUUAGAUUAUUUUUAACUACCUGAAAAAUUCCUACACUCAGUUUCCCUCCUGACCUCAAGUUUUCAAACUAUUACUUCUCCCAUAUUUCUCAAUCCUUUUUACUUAGUUUCAUAGUCACUUAAUGCCUGGAAAUGUCAUAUGAAAGUUUUAAUUUCUUGUUAAAAACUACUGUAAACAAUUAGAUAGUUUACUCAAAAAGAGUUCCAAUAAUGCAAAAGGGACAUGGGUUAAACAGAAUAAAAUUUUAAAUGGCUUUAAAGCAAACACAUCAAGAGUACACAGUCUCUCAUGAAUAAUAGGCUUUUUAUCUAUAUUUGUUUCCAUUUACAUAACCUAACUUGCAUUUCAGUUGCAUAUGGUAGAUAUGCAUCAUAUAUUUACUUUUAAGUAAGAUUUAUGGGGUAUUUGGGUGGCUCAGUUGUGUAAGCAUCUGACUUU
Suricata suricatta (meerkat) is the source of this 3552-nucleotide messenger RNA. It is a transcript of the gene ITGB6, whose product is annotated as integrin subunit beta 6. Gene Ontology annotation, molecular function: integrin binding. The record is from RefSeq and is a predicted model, not a curated record. Bases 15 to 2441 code for a protein of 808 amino acids. The transcript is spliced from 16 exons. Gene Ontology annotation, biological process: cell migration; cell adhesion mediated by integrin; cell-matrix adhesion. Gene Ontology annotation, cellular component: integrin alphav-beta6 complex; focal adhesion; cell surface. Lineage: Eukaryota; Metazoa; Chordata; Mammalia; Carnivora; Herpestidae.